ACUUUUAACUGCAUUAUUCUCAGUUUUAUCUUUAAACAUGUGAUUGUUAGCUUUUUCUGUUCUCGCUGACAUUAUAUUCAGUUCAGCUCUUAGAGCUUUAAGGUUAUGUCCCGUUGUGUCAUUGAUACAGUUGUUGGUUGCAGUGAAUCCGUCGACCUUUUUUUUUUAUCGGUUUUCAGGUUGACGUUAACCUAGCUAAUGUUAAUUGCUCAACUUUGCUUCAUUCGAGUUAGCUAAGCGAAAAGGAAGAACUGCGGAGAGCCUUCCACUACUGAAGCAUGAUGAAGCACACGCACAGCUGGUGCCAGGCUACUCCCGUAAUGACUGUUGGAGUCAAACCCAGCAAUUCCCAUUCCCUCCAAAUAAGAAGAGGCCUACGGCUCAAAAGAGCCAACGCCCGAGACGCCCAGGGCCCACCAGGGAAGAGCCAGCCAAGCCAGCGACGGGACGAGAUCUGUUAUACCGAAAGGACCAUGAUUCCAACCAUUGUCAUCCAGCGGCAGGAAAUGGCAUCGUUCUUUAGACUUUUUGAUGAUGACCUGAUCCAUGACUUUCUGUGGAUGGACUGUUGCUGUAAAAUGACUGACAAGUACCUUCUCGCCAUGACCUUCGUGUACUUCAAAAGGGCCCGCUUCACUAUUGCUGAAUACACCAGAAAGAAUUUUUUCAUUGCACUAUAUCUUGCCAACACCAUGGAGGAGGAUGAGGAAGAGAGUAAGUAUGAGAUUUUUCCAUGGGCGCUGGGCAAGAACUGGAGGAAACAGUUUCCCCGCUUCCUCAAGCAACGAGACAAGCUGUGGGUUCGCGUCGAGUACAGAGCUGCUGUCAGCAGGCGCUGCUGCGAAGAGGUGAUGGCCAUUGUGUCCUCUCACUUCGUGUGGCAAAGGGAGCGGUCAGAACACCACAGCGGCGCCCAGCGGCAGUAUGGGUACCGCACUCGUAUCCCCCGUGGGCCCUCGGCCUCCCCAGUCUCCUGUGCCCUCUGUCAACGUGGCACUGUGUUGGGCCAGGGCCAAGGCGCCUCUUCUCCCUCCAGAGGUUUUUCUGUGCAGACCCCAAACCCGGCCUUUUCACACCCAUUCACUUCUGCACUGAGUUUGGAGAUCACCCCACCCAGAGCUGCAGUCUCUUGCAGGAAGGCAGUGGAGACUAAAAGCCAGGCACAACAUUCCUUCUGCUGCUGUGCUGAGGAGGUUCCCAGUAGAGGAUAAGUCUUGCUGUGGGUCCACAUAUGACACCUCCAUGGACUGGAUCAGUGAGGAGUAGUGUCGCACCACCUCAGCACACCCAGCUGCUCUGUGUAUUGCUCUCUGACUCACAAGUGUAACACAAUGUGAACCUGGUACCGAUUUAACAUGACUGGUCAAAACCAAUUUAACCAUUUAUGUGAUUGUAAGAAUGAGCUAAUGUCAUUCCAUACAUCAUUUUGUGAUGGCAAGAUGCAGUGGAAGACUAAUGUAAAGAUGUGUUAACCUGCACUGAGUUCUUUGUAUUUAUUUAUUUAUUUAUUUGCUAAAUCCCUUCUAGGAUUUUUUGACGACCACUUAUUUAUACACAGAUGUUAAAUGAAAUUGACAGACCUUUUGUUUGACACUUUGGCUAAAUCAAAGUUUAGCCUCUGUUGCAUAUUGGGAUUCUAGUGGGUGUAGUAUUAGUAGUUUUUAGUAUUGUUACCAAUGUGCCUGUUUGAUGAUCCACAUUGCUUCUUAAGUUUGGAAUAAAGACUUGAACU
Etheostoma cragini (Arkansas darter) is the source of this 1732-nucleotide messenger RNA. RefSeq names its product speedy/RINGO cell cycle regulator family member A (gene spdya). Bases 279 to 1211 code for a protein of 310 amino acids. Gene Ontology annotation, molecular function: protein kinase binding. The record is from RefSeq and is a predicted model, not a curated record. NCBI's taxonomy places the organism in Eukaryota, Metazoa, Chordata, Actinopteri, Perciformes, Percidae. The transcript has 7 exons. Gene Ontology annotation, biological process: positive regulation of cyclin-dependent protein serine/threonine kinase activity.